Molecule: messenger RNA, 2595 nt
Organism: Drosophila willistoni
Lineage: Eukaryota; Metazoa; Arthropoda; Insecta; Diptera; Drosophilidae
Exons: 4
Coding region: 1-2595 (864 amino acids)
Source: RefSeq, a predicted model, not a curated record
AUGUCUUUUCUGAAAAAUCACAAGCUCUGCCAACAAUGCCUAAACCGUCAUCACCAAAAAUGCCAACGUGAAAAGGUUUGCGGCAUACGAGGCUGCCGAAGCAAGCAUCACCCAUUGAUCCAUGAGAUGCAGCCGAUGCCAGAGGCUGCGACAUCCAGCAGCUCAUACAGACCAGCUAUGGUCACCAACGUGCAUACGCCGGAGGGCAAGCACACCCAACGAUCCAGAGAGUCUGGCUCAACAUAUUUUCGUGUCUUUAAGCAACUCGGCUUAAAAGGCGUUCCAGAUCCACUGUGCGUAAAAUGGACCAACGAUACAACACGCGAAGAAAAUGCAUCGGAACGUGUCACGCUUACGGUUGCCAAUCCACAUAAUGGCAAUCAAUUCUACUUGGAAGAGGUUCACAGUGUAGAUACCCUGGAUCUACCUGUACAGUCUAUCGACAUAAGGGCUCUCGCCAAAGAAUUCCCCCACCUAGAGGGACUACCGAUAGCAUCAUACACCAACGCACGCCCAAGCAUCCUAAUCGGCACAAAUAACUGGAACCUCGCCGUACCCCUUAAAAUCAAAGAGGGGGCAUGGCACCAACCAAUAGCGUCAAAGACGCGACUGGGAUGGGCACUACAAAGCUCCACGCCAUCAAGGGCCACUAGAGCUAAUGUCAGCGUUCACAUGUGUGGAUGCCGAGACGCAGACGCCAAGCUGCAUGAGAUCAUCAAACAAGCGUUCUCAUUAGACGCUACCACAGCAAAACCGCUAUCAUCACCAGAAGAAACUCAAGCUCUAACCAGACUUGAAUCUACUACCGCCUUGAAGAACGGCAGGUACGAGGUCGGUCUAAUGUGGAAAGACCCUGAAGUUUUAUUACCUGAUAGCUACGAAAACGCACUAAAACGGCUUAAAUGCCUACAAAAGCAAUUUUCCCGACAACCACAGUUGAAGGAGCAAAUCACCAAGCAAAUCGAAAACCUCGUCGAAAAGGGCUAUGCUCGCAUGCUGACGCCGGAGGAAAUAGCUGCACCAAACAGACGGUCAUGGUAUCUACCAACCUUCAUAACUAAAAAUCCAAAUAAACCAGAGAAGGUCCGGCUUGUAUGGGACGCAGCCGCCCAAUCCGGCGGCAAGGUUCUGAAUGACUACAUCUGGAGUGGUCCAGAUCUCCUAAACUCCCUGUUUGACCUCUUACUCUCAUUCCGAGUGGGACGAGUGGCGAUCUGUGGCGAUAUCGCCGAGAUGUUCCACCAGAUCCGAGUGAGACCAGCAGACACCCAUGCGCAAAGGUUUCUGUGGUUCGACAGCAAAUCCGAGAGGCAAGAGCCUAACGUCUAUGUUAUGGAAGCGCUUACUUUCGGAAUCAAUUGCGCACCCUGCAUUGCACACUUUAUUCGUGACAAAAAUGCAGAUCGAUUCUGCCAACAGUACCCUCAAGCAGCACAAGCCAUGAAGGACUACCACUACGUGGAUGAUUUUAUAUACAGCGGCGACAACUACGUGGAAGUCGGAAACAUCGCAACUCAAGUCAGAGACAUCCAUGCAGCAGGUGGUUUCCACAUACGCAAUUGGUCUUCAAACUCAACGGAGGUCCUGCGACUACUAAAGAGCGAUUCGCUACUUCCCGAAGCUGUCGAAAUUACCGCAACAGAAAAGGUACUCGGCUUAUAUUGGAUGCCGAACUCCGACGUAUUCACAUUCAUCUGCAAGUUCGCCAGGCUGAAGCGCAACGUUUUAGACAGCGACAAAACGCCAACCAAACGCGAGCUCUUGCAAGUACUUAUGUCAAUGUACGACCUACUCGGCUUCAUCUCAUGCUUUACAAUAGAGCUGAAAAUCCUACUGCAAGAAGUCUGGAGAAGCGGCAUUGGCUGGGAUACUGACUAUUUGCUGCAGGAUCAACACGAGUGGCCAAAAUGCGAUGAUUUGGGGCCACCAAACAAUGCUGAAGUCAGGCAUAACAUACUCUUCAUCGACAAUUCGCCGAUGGAGCUAAAACUUAACGCGGAAUAUUUUUCCGACUGGCGCAGGCUAUAUCGAGCUUUAGCGCGCUUCAUUCUCUACAUUGAGAAACUGAAAGCGAAACAAAAGAAGGCAUCGCCACCUACAGAGGUGUCUUACGAGAUGAUUCAGCAGGCACGCACACUCCUACUGCGGCAUGCGCAGUUAUCUGAAUUCAACCCAGAAAUUCGCAACUUAACGAGAGAUGAAAACCAGCUCCUACGUACCCGAGGGCGAGCAGAAAACCUAAACGGCCAAAACCAAAUACUGCUCCCAUAUGGGCACCACAUUACUCGGCUCAUAGUGAACUGGUAUCAUCAGGAAAUGCACCACACAUCCCCAUGUAUUAACAGGAUUCGAGGCAUGUUUUACAUACCACGCCUACGAGUCUUAUACAAAGGCAUGCGGAAGUCUUGCCAACGCUGUAAAAAUGAGAGCGCCAUGCCUGUUCCACCGCAAAUGGCUCCCUUACCCAUCGCCAGGCUGGCUGCCUACCAACGUCCCUUCACUUACGUCGGUAUCGACUACUUCGGGCCCUUCUUGGUUGCUGUAGGACGGCGAAGCGAAAAAAGAUGGGGCGUUUUUGCCGCCGAAAUUCGCUAA